This is a messenger RNA of Selaginella moellendorffii, 1593 nucleotides long. Its product is annotated as silicon efflux transporter LSI2. Gene Ontology annotation, molecular function: arsenite transmembrane transporter activity. The coding region runs from base 1 to 1530 and encodes 509 amino acids. Gene Ontology annotation, cellular component: membrane. NCBI's taxonomy places the organism in Eukaryota, Viridiplantae, Streptophyta, Lycopodiopsida, Selaginellales, Selaginellaceae. The transcript has 4 exons. The record is from RefSeq and is a predicted model, not a curated record. Gene Ontology annotation, biological process: arsenite transport; transmembrane transport.
AUGGCGUGGGCGUCGACGCCCAAGGUCGUCCUGGGAUGCUUCGCCUUCGGCGUCUUCUGGAUUAUGGCGGUGGUGCCCGUGGUGCCGUUCUUGCCGAUCGGGAGGACUGCCGGGUCGCUGCUCGGCGCUUGCCUCAUGGUCGUCUUCCAGGUUCUCUCGCCGGCCGAGGCAUUCGCGGCCGUGGAUCUGCCGAUUCUGGGGCUCCUCUUCGGCACCAUGGUCGUAAGCGUCUAUCUGGAGAGGGCCGACGCGUUCAAGUACCUGGGCCACGCCCUCUCGUGGCGGAGCCUCGGCGGCAAGGAUCUGCUAUGUCGGCUUUGCCUCCUCUCGGCGCUGUGUAGCGCGCUCUUCACCAAUGACACCACCUGUGUCGUGCUCACGCAGUUUGUUCUCGAGGUAUGCAGAGAAAAGAAGCUCCCCCCUCAGCCCUAUCUGAUUGCUCUUGCUUCCAGUGCCAACAUUGGCUCCGCGGCCACCCCGAUCGGCAAUCCACAGAACUUGGUGAUCGCCGUGGAGAGCAAGAUCGCGUUUGGCAAGUUUUUGGGUGGGGUGGUGCCGGCCAUGGUCCUGGGACUCAUUGCAAACACGCUGCUCUUGCUGGCUUACUACUGGAAGAAGCUGCGAGGUGUGGACGAGGACGCUGAGAGUAGUGACAUCUCGAUCAAACUAGAGCAGCAGCGGCCGGAGACGGAGCUGCUCAAUUCUGGAUUGAGCUUCACUCAAGAACAACGAAGCCAGCAGCAAGAUCAUCGACAAGAACCAAAACAGCAGGACAGUUCUUACCAAACUCCAGACCUGGAAGGACAAGCAGCUGAUACACCCGACCUUGGAAAGAGUGUAGCAGCAUCUACUAGCACACCCGACGGACAAUUGAGGCAAGAAGCUGGAGCUCCUCCGCUGCCUAGAUCAAGUUCGUCAUUCCGGAAGAAGGUCUGGAAGGUGUCCGUGUAUCUGGUGACGAUCGGCAUGCUGGUGGCGUUCCUUUACGGCUUGGAUCUCUCAUGGACGGCCAUCACCGCGGCGAUUGUUCUCAUGGUGUUGGACUUCACGGAUGCUAGUCCGAGCCUCGACCAGGUAUCAUACUCCCUGCUGGUAUUCUUCUCGGGGAUGUUUAUAGCAGUGCGUGGUUUCAACCGGACUGGCGCUCCUGGACAACUCUGGGACGCCGUCGAACCACACGCUCGCAUCAACACGGCUGCUGGAAUUGCAAUUCUGUCCGCGGUGGUAAUCCUCCUCUCCAACGUUGCAUCAAAUGUGCCUACAGUUCUUCUCUUGGGUGCUCGAGUAGCAGCCUCGGCCGCCGCAACCGAGGGAGCGAGCGUGAAGAAAGCGUGGCUGAUCCUCGCCUGGGUGAGCACCGUGGCUGGAAACUUGACGCUGGUUGGAUCGGCGGCCAACAUAAUCGUGAGCGAGCAGGCCAGCAGAAUGGAGGAGCAUCCAUACAAUCUCUCCUUCUGGAAUCACUUGAGAUUUGGAGCUCCUGCAACGUUCAUCGUCAUCGCUGUUGGCCUCCCACUCAUUCAAGGAUGAGAACUCGAUUGAUUGAUUAGACGAAUUUUCUUUUCGAUACAUCUGCAUCAUUCUUUAUCGUUU